Messenger RNA from Coturnix japonica (Japanese quail), 2150 nucleotides. RefSeq names its product refilin B (gene RFLNB). The record is from RefSeq and is a predicted model, not a curated record. Gene Ontology annotation, biological process: skeletal system morphogenesis; negative regulation of bone mineralization involved in bone maturation; actin filament bundle organization. Gene Ontology annotation, cellular component: actin filament bundle. Lineage: Eukaryota; Metazoa; Chordata; Aves; Galliformes; Phasianidae. Gene Ontology annotation, molecular function: filamin binding.
CAUUUCGUGACCGCGCCCCCAUAGCCCACGCCCCCUCUCGCCGCCGUCCGGGCACAGGGUGCGUUGCGGGGCCGGGCUGGGGGCUCCAACAUGGUGGGGCGGCUCAGCCUGCGGGACGUGCCCGAGCUGCCCGACGCCAGGAAACGGGGCGACGCGGGGCUCGACAGCCCCGACUCCGGGCUGCCCCCCAGCCCCGGACCCUCCCACCCGCACUGGCCGCUCUCCGCCGGGAGCCCUGAGCGCGCAGCGCACAACGGACUGACGGAGCCCGAGACCCCCGCAACCAUCCCCGCAACCAUCCCCGCGGCUGCGAAUUCCACCUCCUCUCCCAGCCCUGCUCUCUCCAGCUGCCCUCCAAGACUGUGUCCUUUAUCCUUUGGUGAAGGCGUCGAGUUCGACCCUUUACCACCAAAGGAAAUAAGGUACACCUCCUCAGUUAAAUACGACUCAGAGAAGCACUUCAUCGACGACGUCUACAUGCCCGUAGGCUUCAGCCUUUCCUCCUGCAGCCAAACCAUCAUCUGCGUCCCCGACUGCACGUGGCGCAGCUACAAAGCCGAGGUGCGUUUCCAGCCCCGCAACAAAGCCCAACGCUUCACCAGCACCACCAUCGUGUACCCGAAGCACGCCAAGACUGUGUACACCACCACCCUGGAUUACAACUGUCGGAAAUCCAUGCGGCGUUUCCUCUCCAGCGUCGAGCUGGAAACCUCCGAGUACUUCGGGAGCGACUGUGUCCUGGAUGGCUGCUGAGCAGCGGCCGUCCCCGAUGCUCCGAUCCAUCCCGGUCCCAUCUCACCGCGCUAUCCGCUCUCUGUUUGCUGCGCUGGGUGCAGAGCCCACCUUUGCAGUCCUCACCUCUUGCUCAGCUCCUAUUCCUGCUUUAAGCAUCAGAACAGCCCGAAGGAGGUUUCCAGUGGGGGUGUGACUCAGUGAGGGAUUUCUUUCCCUCCCCUACCCUGCAGUGCAGAUGGAAAGAAGGGGAAGGGUUUUCCCAGAAGAAAUAGAAUAGAAUGUGGGAUAGCAUUGGGCUGGGGGAGGUGCACUGGAUGCUUUGUGGGGAUGUGCAAAGAUAAGGGCAGUUCACUCUUGCAGAUAAACCACCAGGUCGCCGGGUUUUGUACAGCCGGAGCUGUCAUUCAUUUUGGUUUAGAUUGUGGGACUCUCCUCUGGCAGGACAGUCUCCUGGAAUCUGCUGGGAAGAACUAACAGAAAGAUCUGUGCUGAGCAGGUCUGAAGUGUUAUCCAAUGGCAAUUCGUGUCUGGUCUGAUGGUGUCAUUUGGAAGGAAGCAUAGAGCAGGAGAGAAACUGCUUUUGCAGCUCCAGGCAGCAGAGGAGGGAUGAGGAUGGGGCAGCAGCUUGGGCUGCAGGGACCCGCUGCGAUGUGCAGCAGGAGAGUUGUGGGGCCAAAGGGAACAACUUCAGGUGCAAUGGCAGCUCUCGACCUGCAUCUAAUGAGGAUUUAAUGAGUUAAGAGACCCAGGAGCGUGUCCUGGAGCUGUGCUUAUGGUGUGGAUGUGCAUGUGGGGUGGAUGGCGUGGAAGUGUAUGUCAGCAUGAACUGAUCUGGGAGACUGCAGCAGGGAAGCGGGUGUGAGUUGGUGCUGUUUGGUCGUCCUUUUGGUUUUGUACUUAUUUAUUAGCUCAGAACAGAACGUCCUCCAUCUUUGCUUCAGAUACCCGAAUCCCAAAACACUUCCAGGUUGGCACAUGGGCUCUGCUCCAGGUUGAAGAGCAGCACAGUGCUGUGGUUGAAUACAUCGGCUUCACAUGACAGCAUUUAGAGGGUGCAUCUAAAAUCCAUGCCAUGGUGCUCCCUUACCCACAACCCCAAGGUCCACUUGUGCACGAGGUGGUUUUUAUGAAGCAGGCUGAUGCCUUUUAAUGUAUUUUAACAAAUCGAGAUACUUUUUACACUAUUUAUGCUCCAACAUCUGCAAAGCUCUGGUCAGCUCUGUGCAAGCGCUCUGAUGGCUGUGGAGUUUGUCCCCCCCCUCCUCUCAUUUUCAGUUGUCUUUUACUUCACUGUUAAUAAACCACCUGAAAAGCUUAACACAGGGAGACCUCGUCAUCUUUAGUUCCUUUUUCACUCAAAGCUUUUCUGUGGUUAUUACAGUGUUUGCAUAGAAAUAAAUACAUAAUCUAUCCUU